AUGUUCGCGCCAAAUGUCGUUGUUCUCAACAGCUGGAAGCAUGUCAGGGAGCUUUUUGAUAAACGCGGAGCGAUCUACGCGGGCCGUCCCGAAAACUAUAUCGCAAAUGACUUGAUUUGCCCAAAUCAAACGCAUAUUCUUUUUGUCCAAUACGGUCCAGGGUGGCGAAUGCUUCGCAAAGCCGUGCAAGCUCUUUUGAACGUGAAAUCCGUUGAUGAUAUAUGUCCAAUCCAGAACGCAGAAGCGACACAAACAAUGUGCCAACUUAUCCAAGACCCUGAGGGAUAUUAUGAGCAUAUCAGACGGUUUUCCACAGCUGUGAUCCUGUCCUCUGUAUUCGGACAGCGUGGAGCCGAAUUCAACUCGCCCAAUGUUCGUGCUCUUUACCAUGUGCAGGACAAGUUCACUUCCAUUCUCGCACCAGGAGCCACACCUCCUGUUGACGCAUUCCCUUUUCUGCGAUAUAUACCACAGUGCUUUGCGAGCUGGAAAUUGAGAGCUAAGACCAUUCGGGCUGAGCAGCGCUCUCUGUACUUUGCUCUUAUGGAAGAAACUAGAUCUAAAAUUGCCAAGGGAACUGCGAACGGCUGCUUUAUGGAGCGACUCUUUCAGGAACAGUCAAAAAGUGGAUUGGAUGAUGAGCAUAUUGCUUAUCUCGGUGGAAGCCUGAUGGAAGCGGGAUCUGAUACAACCUCCUCGAUUUUACUGUCAUAUUUGUAUGGUAUGAUCAGCAAUCCUGCGGCAUUUGAAAAGGCCCAGAGAGAACUAGACAUUGUUUGCGGCACUGCGCGCUCGCCGGUAUUCAAGGAUCUGGAAAAUCUGCCAUAUUUGAGAGCCUGCAUGACUGAGACGUUGAGGUGGCGGCCUGUUGUACCUGAAGGCAUACCCCAUCUGCUCAGUCAGGAUGAUAUUUAUGAGGGCUACCAAUUCCCGAAAGGAACGAUUUUUUUUGCAAACACAUGGUCCAUCCACCGGGAGGAGAAAGAGUACAGUGCAGGGGAUGAGUUUUCCCCGGAGCGCUUUUUAGAGAAUAAGUUUGGCUCACAGGGAAAGGAAGAGGAAAACAAUAACCGUAGAGACACGUAUGCCUUUGGUGCUGGUCGUCGGAUGUGUGCCGGUCAGCGGAUGGCAGAGAACUCUUUGAUGCUCAAUAUGGCAAAACUUACUUGGGGCUUUGACAUAUCUGCGAAAGGCCGUGAGAUUGAUUUUGAUUGGAAUGUAGAAACGGCAUACACCGACGGUCUCGCCUUUUCUCCCAAAAGGUAUCCGGUCAAUAUUACUCCACGAAGCGAAAAGCACAGAGAGAUCUUUGAGGCUGAUUUCGAAUCCGAACGGGACGUUUUUGCGAGAUUCGAAAAUUGA
Penicillium soppii is the source of this 1362-nucleotide messenger RNA. Its product is annotated as cytochrome P450. The record is from RefSeq and is a predicted model, not a curated record. The transcript has 6 exons. Lineage: Eukaryota; Fungi; Ascomycota; Eurotiomycetes; Eurotiales; Aspergillaceae. Gene Ontology annotation, molecular function: iron ion binding; monooxygenase activity; oxidoreductase activity, acting on paired donors, with incorporation or reduction of molecular oxygen. Bases 1 to 1362 code for a protein of 453 amino acids.